GAGAGAGAGAGAGAGAGAGAGAGAGCGAAGCAGCAGGGAAACGCAUACAUACAUGUACGUAUACGGUCUACCCCAUUUUAUCUAUCCCACCACUCCAUCUCACGUCUCCUUUCCACCUUCAGUCUCCUGUAGUGUAGCCAUCUCUUUCCCUUUCCCCCUCUCUCUCUCUCUCUCCCUCUCUCUCCAUUGAGUAGGCUUUUUGAUUUUCAAUUCCCUUGUCUGUCAACUCACAGAGGGGAAGAAGAAACAUUUUAGAACCUUCACUUCCCACCAGAAUAGCCCCUCUCUCUCUCUCUCUCUCUCUCUAUACCCUCUCUCCAUCUCUCUUCAAUGGCCCAGCUGGAUCAGAAUUUAUGUGUGUGAAGGGAAGAAACGCACAAAAAAAGAAAGAAAAGAAGAGAGGAGAAAGAAAGGAAGAAAGAUGAGACGAGAGAGGUGGACAAAGAGAGAAAGACAGAAAGACAUAGAGAGAGGGGUCUUCUCUGAUGUCCUCCCACCCAACCAAAAAACCAAAACCCACCACCACCACCUUCCUUCUCUCUUUCUCUUUCUCUGUCUCUCCAUAAUCGUUUGCCACAAUUGCCCUUCUGCUCUGCAACCCCAUCCCACCUCCCCCCCCAAAAAAAAAAAAAAAUCAAUCGAACCCACCUCUCAAUUCUUCCUUCCUCUCACUGUCUCUGAAUUCCUCCAAAGGACAUUUUUUUUUCUUUUCCUAACAAAAUUUUCACAAAAAACACAACCUCAUCCCUUCCUUCCCCUACUACGCACCAUGUGGGGCGUUUUGGGGUUUCUUCUCUUCUUUCCUCUUUCCCUUCCCCUUCCCUUUCCUUCUUUCUUGUGUUUGGGUCAGAGUUCUCUCAGAGAAAACAGGGAAGAAAGAGAAGAGGCGAGGAGAGAGAGAAGGAAACGACAUCUUCCCCUCCUUCCCCUUCCCCUGUCUAUUUCUCCAUCCAUCCGUCGCCCCCUUUCCUCCCUACCCUUUAUCGUCUCUGCACAUACCAUAUAUUGUCUCAGCUCCGCUCCCCAGAGAGCCUCGACACCGUCUCAAUUCAAUAGAUUUCUGGGGUUCGGUUUUUCCUCUGAUGAAGAAAUUGAAAGGGGUUGCUUCCAUGGAGCCAUCUUCAAACCCUACGGCCUUCGAAGAUCCGCGGGCUAGGUUUAAGUUCCAGAUCCUCUUGCAGGACUACCAAGACCUAGAAAAGGAAACAGAUGCCAUGAAAAAGAAGAUGCAGAUGAUGAAACAAAGGAAAAUGACCCUGCUGGCCGAAGUGCGAUUUUUGAAACGGCGAUUCGAGUUCUUGACAAAGAACAACUCUUUGCAUCUCAAGCAGUCGCAAAAUCCUGUGAAAGGGAAACCCAGAAUUUCAGAAAUGCAAAGCAAACAGAUUGCAAAGAAAAGAAAUUAUCCUACAAAGGGAGCAGUCACUGGGUUUGAAUCUAACAAGAAGUCAAGGAUUGGGAAUACAAAGAAAGCAGCAUCAGAAAUCCCGAAGCCUCGGCUAACACAAAAGCCUGCUAAGGGCAAAGGAAUGGCAUAUCGGGAAUUUUCACCAGUGUUUGAUUUGAAUCAGGGGGAUGUGGUUUCAAUUCCCAUGCUAAACUCUGGUUCGGUUUUUGAGUUGAACCAGAAGGAAAGACCUCAGUCAGCUAAGGAAGCAUCUGUGCUAAGUCGUGCUCCUGUCUUCGACUUGAAUCAGAUCUCGAGAGACGAGGAAGAGUUGCAGAACAAUACCGAGUUUGUGGGGAUGGAAGAAGCAAGAAGAAGCUCAAUUUUGGGUGGGAGUGAGGAACAGCUUAACAGUGUUAAGCUACCGGGUUGUAGGACUGUCGGGAAUGGAUCGAAAGCAGGGAAACGGAAGAUUACAUGGCAAGACCAGGUGGCCUUGAGAGUAUAAGGAUUCACUAGAUGCUGUACUAGUGAUUACUGUAGAGAUCAUUGUCCUUUUAGCUCUUUCCAUAGGAGCCUUGUAAAAGUAAAGAAAGGGUUGAUAUCAAAUGUAUGAACAUUGGAUAUAGGCCUGAUAGGAUGAAUUUCUUUCCUAGGUAAUGAAAAGAUUAGUUAAAUGGAAAUUGAGCUCCCAGAGCUUCUCAUUUUCACUUCA
Molecule: messenger RNA, 2102 nt
Organism: Punica granatum (pomegranate)
Lineage: Eukaryota; Viridiplantae; Streptophyta; Magnoliopsida; Myrtales; Lythraceae
Source: RefSeq, a predicted model, not a curated record